AUGGCGGCAAAUAUAUGUUUCACAAAUCCAAAACACAGCUCGCAAGUGUUUUCCAUGCUCACAGAAAUGCGGGACAUGGACGAAUUUUGCGAUAUAAAAGUCGAAACGAGCGUGGACGAAAUUUCAGCCCACAGAGUAGUUCUUUCUGCCUGUAGUCCCUACUUCAGAGAAGCUUUGAAAGACAUCGACGCGGAUGAAGAGAGCUUUGUUGUGCCAGAAGAGCAUGAUUCCAGAGUUGUCGCGAUAAUUAUAAAUUACUUCUAUACAGGACGUCUUGAAUUUGACGCGAAGCUCUUACCAGAUAUGCUUACAAGUGCAGUUCUUUUUCAGGUAAGACAUUUUGUAUUUGGUUUACUCUCGGCUACGGUUAAACUCGGCCGGAUAGCUUUCAGAUAGCGACGUGAAAAAACCCUAUCCGUACCUUUUAGGAACGCUAUUUUCUGCGAGGAACUAUUGCAACGGAGCGAUGUUGUUUCGGCACUCACGUUCUGAAAGAUGUCAGAUUCUGUAUCGGACAGGUGCUUUUUCGUGCCGCUAUAUAUGGAAACCGAAAUAUAGUGUAAACUUAGCCAAAUAGUUUACAGUGGAACAUUGAAGCUUAUACAUAUAGCUAUCCGGCAUCACAGAAUAAAGACAUACAGAAGUGUAACUUCCAUUACAAAACCGUAAGGCGCUUUUUUACCGAAAUAGCUGUCGGCCAUGUUCUUAGCAAGUGCCCUAAAGAGAGGCAUUCACCCCCCUGGAAUAUUAAAUUUUCAACAUGUUUUCAGGGGGCCGACUGCCUCUCUUUAGGGCACUUGCUAAAAACAUGGCGACUGAAAAAAUCCCUUACGCGCUUUUAAUAAGAAGAUACACUUCUGUAUGUCUUUAUUCUGUGCCGGUAUGGUGUAAACGUAUAGCCAAAUAAUUUACAGUAGAUUGAAACUUAUACAUUCCGUUGUUGGGAAAUGUCUGACUGCCUAGAGUUUUAAACUAAUCAGUAACCUAUAUCGGUCUUUUUUCUGUGUUGGUGUUGUGUACUCAGGUGAAUACGAUGUUUGUGAUGUUUAUAUUCUGAGUAUAUCCACACUGGACGAGCUUGAAAAAUAUGCCCGGCCACGGUGUGAAUCGAACCUACGACCUUUGGAAUACUAGCCCAAUGCUCUGCCAACUGAGCUACGUGGUCAGGUCGAUUCGAGUAAGUGAUAUUUCGAAACAGAAUCUAGUUCCCUCGAUACCAAUGUAAUCUAGUAAUAUGAUUUUUUCUGUGUUAGUGUUGUGUACUCAGGUGAAUAUGAUGUUUGUGAUGUUACUCUGAGUGUAUAUCCACGGGCGAGCUUGAAAAAUAUGCCCGACCACGGUCGAACCGACCUGAAUGCGCGUAUCUCGGUUGACAGAGCAUUUGGCUAGUAUCCCAAAGGUCGUAGGUUCGAUUCCCACCGUGGCCGGCAUAUUUUUCAAGCUCGCCCGGUGUGGAUAUACACUCAGAGUAACAUCACAAACAUCUGUAUCGGUCUAUUUUUAAAAACUAAUUUGUAUAUUUAAGACCCAGGACAUUCUGGACAGACUCGAGGACCAUGUCGUCAGGCACUUAACUGCCGAAAACUGUUUGGAGUACUACUCCAAAGUUGAAGAAUAUGGGCUAAAAGAUCUACAGAAAACAAUAGUUCGCUACAUCAACUGGCAUUUUAAUGAGGUAGCUGCGCUGGAUGAAUGGUUAGAGCUACCUGCGUCGAAAAUAGGCGCGUUGGUGUGCAACGAUGUUUUGAAUAUCGAGAAAGAGGAGGAUGUUUAUGAAGCAAUAUGGAAAUGGUUUAAACACGACCAAGAGUAAGAUUCGUUCGAUAUCGAUAUCCAUGUUGAUAAUAUUUCAACUUAACUAUAUAGUUUUUCUCUGUUUUCCACUUCAACCCACUUCAACCAUAUCGUAUCGUAACGUACCAUAGCAUUUUCUUGUGUGUCAAUGUCAUUAGUUCCACACUACCGCUCUGCAGGAAACAAAGAAAUACGCUUCGGAGUGGAAAACGGCCCGACGCUAUACGUUUCGGUACGAAUUGAAGUGGAAAACUGGCUUAAAGCGAAACGGCCACAAAUAGAGCUUCCCCCUUAUGAGUGAAAUUUUGAUCUAGAUAUGCCUGGACAAAAAUUUCAUCACAGCUUGAAAGAGCAUCAUAAAAUUAGUAAUAUUCCAAAGUUUCGUUGCGAAAUGUUGUAAAAUGCGGAUAAUAUAGCCUUGCGAAGUUAGCCGUUUUUCAGUCAUUUUGCAUUACAAACGGGAAAUUGAUAAUCAAAUGAUCAAACUGAUUAUCAAUUUCUCAUUUGUAAUACAAAAUGACUGAAAAACGGCAAACUUCGGAAGGCUAUAUUAUCCGCAUUUUACAACAUUUCGCAACGAAACUUCGGAAUAUUACUACUUUUGUGAUGCUCUUUCAAGCUGUGAUGAAAUUUUUGUCCAGACUUGUCUAGAUCAAAAUUCCACUCAAAAGGGGAAAGGUCUAUCCGUCUGAAGGUUAACUGGACCAAUAUGACUCUUACCUUACUGAACAUCUAGAGAGAGUUGUCUAUUAUCAUAGAGAAUCUUUUUAAUCAUGCAAACACACGGGAAAAUUAAGCCGCCAUUCGAAGCCGAAAUUUGCCCUGAAAAGAUUAAUGUUUCCUCUUAUCUUAUUGUUCUUCUUCAGACGUGAAAGCAACUGUCAGUGUCAGGAAUUAUUCAGCAACGUUCGAUUCUUCCAACUCGAUCCAAAAUUCAUCACAGAUCGUGUUGUUCCAGAUGUCGCCAAGGGGAUAGGGAUUUGCAAAGAUGAAAUAAAGCAAGCGAUUAUUUAUCAAAGUUCUGACAAGAAAAAACGACAAGCAAUGGACACGAAACUGAACCACAGAUGUCCAAGCAGGGUGAGAAAAAUAAAUUUAAAUAGUUGGGUAUUGCUUUAGUUACCCAUGCAUAUAAAUCUUUAUGAGGAAUGGAGUUUGGAUAAACACCUAUAUUAGGUUUCCAUACAUGCUUUUGCGGAACGCGAGACCACCUUUUUUUUAGCGAAGGUAAAGGAUCGAUAAUCAUCUUUGCUAAGUUUCCUUGCAGCUUGAAUCGUGAAGGACACAGCUCAAACAUGACCGAAUGGAGCUAGGUCGUGAACCAGGGUUUAUUUUAGCGUGCAGUUCUACACAAAAUGUGCAGUUUUAAACCCAUUUGUGCAGUUCUUAAAACUCAAAUGUGCAGUCACCAAAUUAACAAAAAUAUAACCUCAAAACAGUCUUCUCAUUUACUCGUUUUCCUUGUGGAUGCUCCAGAUGCCAGAAAUGCUGUCAUUAAUUGAGCAUCAAAAAUCUAAACGUUUUCUGGGAGAGGACAUAGUAUUAUGUCAUAUACAUGCCGGGGUAAUGGAACAGGAGGUAAAAUUGGGGCGAGCGAAGCUAUCCAAAAGAGAUUAGAGUGGGAGAACCUAAUAUUCUUUGCUGCCUAAGGUUGUUAUAUAUUGAGUAUUCAUGAUUCCCAGUUACAUGUUUUGAAACAGUUUUUCAGUGGGUGGUUGGGUGACACAAAUCUUUGCCAGAACGUACUUACGAGCCUCUAGAUUCAAAAUUUGGGGGACACCCCUACCUGUAUAGCUCCCCCAACCUGAAUCGAGUUUGUCUGGCCCACCCAACCACACAUUUAUUCUGCCACCUAUAUACAAAUUAAGAGUCUAUCAUAAUUUACAACGUUAACUAUAAAUUUAUAACAUAAAUAACCGAGUAACAGUGUCUGGAUUUUUAGGUGACAAAUGACAUUAGGAUAUUUUUCUAAAAUUAAUCAUAAUUUCGUUUCAAUUUUCAGAUAAUCUACAUGUUCGACAGUAAAGCAAGCGUUGUUGAGAAGUACGACCCAAUCAGGAUAGAGUGUGUGCAAGAAAGACGCAUCAUGGACGGACGAAAAAUGUCUUCGGAUCAAGGACACAAGGUUUCUGUUGUUGUGAACAAUGAUCUGUAUGUAGUGUCCUCCACGAAAGUGGAAAAGUUCAACAAUUUGGCUUUGAUGUGGGAAAAGGUUGCUAAAGGUAGGUCACGUAAAGAUUUCACAUUCUGUAGAAAGUCUGCCAACAAGCCGUCAACGAGUUGGUCCGCACUGCUUGUCCCAAGUUGUCAACAAGUUUGGAACAAGCUGUUAACAGUUGUAACAACCUUGUUGAUAUUAUCAGACUUGUUGCAAGGUUGUUCUAACAAGUCCUUUACAGUCAUGAUACAACAAUGUUGUCAUAUCCUUGUGUCAUCAACCUUAAUUAUAACAUUCUUGUUACAUCAUGACUGUAUCAGACUUGUUAGAACAAACUUGAAACAACUCUGAUAAUGCCAUCAAGCUUGUUGACAACUUGCAACAAGUUGUUGUUCACAACGGACUUGUUACAAGUUGUUCCAACAACUUGUUAGAUCGUCCUGCAAUUCAAUCGAAUCUGUCAAGGAGUUGUGAGUGACAACCUUGUGGCAACGUGAUAAAAUAACAGCGUUGUUACAACUUGUUGACAAGAUUGCUACAAGCCCGUUGCGAACACACCUUGUUGACAAUUUCAGUGAAAUUUUUACGAGUGUACAUUUUCCAUCUAUCUACAUUUCAGGGGUGAACAUCCGGGAGUCAGCAAUUUGUGCUGACGAAGAAAACUUCUACGUGAUUGGUGGACGAGAUCAACCUACGGCAGUAAAAUGUUUCAAUGUAAUGACCCAGACCUGGAGUCAACUCACAGACAUGCCAGAGGGACGACGAUCUGCAGGUCAGGACUUCUAGCAUGUGUGUAUAGCUGUCCUAAAGGGGGGGGGGGCAGGUACGAUUUACGUGCUGCCUCUUAUCGGUGUGUUAAGCCUUCUAUUGAUGGUCGAAGGCACAGAAUAAAGAUCAGUAACAGAAGGGCCACUCAGCGGUGCAACAUGUCCUCGUCUUUUUAUGCAAAAAUAUGCAGUUUACUGGCCAGAAGGCGGAGCAGCCAGCCAGUACAGUGUGUUUAUUGGCCAGAAAAUGUCAUUGACUGGCUAGAAAAAUGGCGGCCAACAUGCGUAAUGCGACAUGCGCGAGGACAGAAACUUCAAAGCUUCCGACGUGAGUGGCCCUUCUAUAUGGAUUUUUAUUCUAUGGUCGAAGGUAAAGUGUUAGCCAGCUUAAGUGAGCGACGUGACGUUUUUUUCAACAAGGACGUCACCCAAAAAUUGGCAUAAUUAAUUUUGGCUGCAUUUUGCAUCAUAGUGCUCAUAUGAAAAUCUUAUGAUGUUUGUGGUGUCACUUUGACUGUGCAUCCACGGUGGGAAUCGAACCCGCGACCUUUGGGAUACUAACACCACAAACAUCAUAUUCACCUAUGUACAUAACACCAACACAUACAAAAAGUAAAAAUCUUAUGUUUUGUCAUGUGUUGAAGAUUACCACAAACUGAGACAAUCCAGCCUCCCCCUUUGGCAAUCUCUGUUGAAGUCUGUGUUGACAAAAAUGUCACUUGCUUAAGCUCCAGCGGCCACGGGUGCUCUAGUAAGCCGUUAAUUGGCUUGUUCAUGUUUGAGCUGUGUUCUUCAUUCAGGAUUCGGCUGCAUGGAAAGAUGGUUAACAUCUCGAGCUUUACCUUAAAUACGAGAAAGGAAGGUAUAACAUGUUUCUCGGUCAUCAUAUCAACUUCACUGUAUUUUAGGUGCGGUUGCCAGCAACGGUCGUAUUUAUGUUAUGGGUGGUUAUGGAGCAGACGAACCCCUGGCCACCACCAUGCGCUAUUCAAACCGUUCUAACAAAUGGAAAAUGAUGGUAAAGAUGAAUUCCACAAGAUUUGGCCUAACUACACUUAUCAUUCGCAACCAGAUAUUUGCAAUUGGAGGUCGGAACAACUCGGGGACGUUCAAAAGUAUCGAAACUUUUGAUUUAGACAGCGACAAGGAGGAGUGGGUCGAGUUCACAUAUGACAUGAUGCGACCACGGAACGAGUUCGGCGCGGUUUUCUUCAAUGGGCAGCUCUGGUGCAUGGGCGGUCGUGGAGAGAACAGCAUCGAGAGCUUUGAUUUUAGUACCAAUACUUGGGAAUUGGUUGGCAAGUUGGGAAAUGUCAGAUAUGGUAUGUCGUGCGUGUUGUAUUCAUUGUUUUAGUGCACGAUACAGUGCAUCCAAAAUUGGUGUAUCCAAACUGUAUACGGAGUAAUAAAAUCAACUGGACUUGCUGCGAUGCGUUUUAUUACUGAAGUAUGUAAAUAUAUAACAGAAAUUUGAUGGCGAAAAGUUUUAAGAGGGUCCUGAAGGUGUAAAAUGGGAACUGGGAUUUGCUUAUUUUUGGGUGGGAAAAUGGGAUUUCAUGCACUGGGACUGGGAUUCAUCAGCAAAAAAAAACAAUAGAAAAUGGGAAUGGGAUUAAGAUUUAAGCAGGACAGCCACUGAGAUGAUGGGAUUUGUGUUCUGGGACAAUGGGAUUUAGUCAAAGUUUGGGCUGGGAAAUGGGAAUACGACCCCCUCCCCCCUUCAGGACCCUCUUUUAAGGUUGUCAUAUCUAAUGCAUAAAAAGCCUGAUAGGUCUAAAAUAAAGCGUCGGUCAAACGAGGAUAAGAGUUGGCAGUUAUACAUUGUUACGCGAGACAUUUCAAGCUCUAGAUUAACAAAAUGAAGGUUUCAUGAGUAUUCCAACUGUGUUUCAACUUUAAC
Molecule: messenger RNA, 6619 nt
Organism: Paramuricea clavata
Lineage: Eukaryota; Metazoa; Cnidaria; Anthozoa; Malacalcyonacea; Plexauridae
Source: the annotation of a GenBank genome assembly